AUGAGCUUAUUGUACAAGCUCGUUAUGAAUUCGCUUUACGGCCGGUUUGGUAUUCACCCCAAAAGCACGAAGACAGAUAUCGGUGGUAUCAAAGAAUACCAGUAUAGGAUGCGGCAAGAAUCAUGGUUAGACGGUGAUUAUCUUGGAAAUGACAAAUAUGUGCUAAGUUAUCACACUAAUAUGGACAAUACGAUUGAUCGGUGGGAUCCACCGAAGAACUCUGCUAUUCAGCUGGCUGCAGCUAUCACAGCAUGUGCUAGGAUCUAUAUGUACAAGUAUACAUCAAGAGAAGACUGCUACUACACAGACUCUGUCGUUCUAGGCAAUCCUCUACCUGAGGAAGUCGUAUCUUCUUCCAUAAUAGGUAAGUUUAAGUUAGAAGCAAGAAUCAAGAAGGGAUUCUUUUUGGCUCCUAAGAGCUAUUACUACAGCUCGAAAGAAAAAGGAGACGUUAUUAAAUACAAAGGUGCAGCUAAAGAGCAUGUCGAUGCUAAAUGGUUUGAGACUCAGUACAAGCAUCCUGAAAACCAACUAGAGCGGGAAUUUGUUUCCAAUUUCAGGGUGAAUAUUAAAAAACUUUCAGUAUAUAAACGCAAAGGAAAGGUCACCGUUGCAUUAGCAUUGAACAACAAAAGAAUGCUACUCCACAUUGGUGGUAAAUGGGUGGGUAGUACUCCUAAGGUAGUGUUUGACUUAGAAAGUCUAGAUAACGCAUCUAAAGAGAUUUUCUAUAGCAUGAAACAGAAACUCUCUUCCCAAGAGAUAGAGAAUCUCUAUCUUAGAGAGAAAAGAGCUAGUAUGGAAGAUAAAAGAAGUCAGGAUUUGGUGCAAACUGAAGAAAGAACGAUGCUAGAUAGCGAAGAAGAAGUAGAGGGAACUAACCAUACAUUAGAAGAGAAUAAUAAGACAGACGAGAAGAAGCCUGAUACCUAA
This is a messenger RNA of Beta vulgaris subsp. vulgaris (sugar beet), 933 nucleotides long. NCBI's taxonomy places the organism in Eukaryota, Viridiplantae, Streptophyta, Magnoliopsida, Caryophyllales, Amaranthaceae. The record is from the annotation of a RefSeq genome assembly.